UGCUAAUAAUAUUAAAUAAAUAAUAAUAAUAAAAACAACAAAAGAGAAACCAUUGAUUAGUUAGUACACAGAUUCAAACGAUUUUAUUCAUAUUUAACGCAGAACCAGAAUCAGCCAUGCCAACCUACAACAUGCCGCAUCUCUUUUCUUGUUAGCUUAGUGUAAAGAACCAUACUUUACUACUUAAUCUCAAACCCACUUUGCAUGGUUUCAACUCAUAAUGAUAAAAAUCUCUGCUUUUAGAUGAUAUGAUGCUUAUUACUUGCAUUUACACAAACCCCACUUUCAUUUUCUGUGAUUUAGUUAGGAAACAUGACAAUCUUUUGUGGCUGCUAACUUUAACUUAUAUUAUUACAAUGUGAUUUGCAGGAAGAAUUGGGAGAGAGAAAGAGAGAGAGAGAGAGAGUCAUUUCUAAAAAAUCACAGCUGGGCUGGUGGUGGUGGUUUUCCAAAUGGUUCUGAAAUUUGUAAGUUUUCAUGUAAGAACCAGGAGAUUGAUUCGGGUUAUGUGGUUGAUGUGUGCUCUGAUUUUAGUAUUCCAGAGCUUAAGAAUUUUACCUUCUUUAAGUAUUCAGAGAAAUGGGGUUUCAUCCCAUUCCAUAUCUGAGUUCAUAGGUAAUAAUAAUAAUAAUAAUAAUAUGAAACAAAGUAGAAUUGUGAAGAAGACACAAAAUUUAGGAUUUGUAGAUUUUGGUUUUUCCAAAUCUCAAACCCCUUUAGCUAGUUUAUCAUUAUAUACAAAGGUAAUAGCUUUAGGACCAAGUAUUGAUUCUCCUGCAACGUUUGGAAAAUUAAAGACUAUUGCUUUUCAGGAGAAAAACUCUGAUUCAGUUGAUAGUACCUUAGAUUCAAGUAUUAGUUCUUCACCCACAUCUGAAAAUUACAACAUCUCUAUAGUUAGUGUAAAAAGAACAAAACUUUCUCAGAGAAAGAAGUUUUCUAAGCCUUUGUAUAGUCAUAUGAGUAAAGUAGAGAACAGUUCUCUUAUAAAUAAGGAAAAAAUGAAUAGUAGAACUGCAACCACAUCUGGGAAUUCCAACACCUCUUUGGUAAAGAAAAAGAGAAAAUCUGAGUCAGUGGAUAGUGAUUUGAGCAAAAAGGGCAAAAAUGCUGCCAUGAACAAAGUGUCCAAGAGGAUUCGUGGGUCUAAGAUGCCUGUUUCUGGUGUAUAUUCAGUAUCUGAGAUGAACAAUUUGUUGAUUCAGAGUCAUGGCUCUAACUAUUCAGUGAUUCCACAGUGGUCUUCAGCAGUUGACCAUGAAUUACAAGAUGUGGUAUUACAGAUUGAGAAUGCACCUGUUGUAGAGAAUGAUCCAAAUCUAUAUGCCCCUCUUUAUAGAAAUGUUUCCAUAUUUAAGAGAAGCUAUGAAUUAAUGAAACAAACACUUAAGGUUUACAUUUACAAGGAAGGAGAGAGACCAAUACUACACACACCAAUCCUCCAAGGCAUAUAUGCUUCUGAAGGAUGGUUUAUGAAGCAAUUAGAAGCUAAUGAAGAAUUUGUAACCAAAGAUCCCCACAAAGCCCAUUUGUUUUACUUGCCUUUUAGCUCUCAAAUGUUAAGGGAGAAAUUAUACGUUCCUAAUUCGCACAAACGUAGGAACAUUGUGACAUACCUGAAAAACUACUUGGACAUGAUUGCAGCAAAGUAUCCAUUCUGGAAAAGGACGGGCGGAGCAGAUCAUUUCCUAGUUGCUUGCCAUGAUUGGGAAUUGUGCAAUAGGGAUAUCAUGGCGGUGUCUCGAAUAUCGGCCAGUAGCGAUUUUCUUCUUGGCUCCAAAAGAGACGAGUCGAUACAUGGGAAAAUGCAUUAGAGCCCUUUGCAAUGCUGAUGUUGGAGGAGGUUUUGUUUUCGCCAAAGAUGUUUCUCUUCCUCAAACCUACAUUUACUCGCCUAACGAUACUCUAAGAGACCUUGGAGGCAAACCAGCUUCAGAAAGGUCAACACUAGCAUUCUUUGCAGGGCGAAUGCACGGUUACCUUAGGCCAAUUUUGCUAGAGCAUUGGGAGAACAAAGAUCCCGACAUGAAAAUCUUUGGUAAGUUGCCUAAAACCGAAAAUGCCUAUACCAAUUACAUGAAGAGCAGCAAGUACUGUAUUUCAGCAAAAGGUUACCAAGUCAACAGUCCGAGGGUCAUCGAGGCGAUCUUUUAUGAAUGUGUUCCGGUGAUCAUAUCUGACAAUUAUGUGCCUCCAUUUUUUGAUGUUUUGAAUUGGGAAUCGUUUGCUGUGUUUGUGUUAGAGAAAGACAUUCCCAACUUGAAAAAGAUACUUGUUUCGAUCCCGGAGAAGAGAUAUAGAGAAAUGCAGAUGAGGGUGAAAAGAGUUCAACAACAUUUUUUGUGGCAUGGUACUAAGCCUGUGGAUUAUGAUAUGUUUCAUAUGGUACUUCAUUCUAUUUGGUAUAAUAGACUCCACCAAAUUGAGUGAAAUACCGUAUGAAAAUAAGUAGUCUUUCUUAAGCCUUUCUUAUUUUUCACUCUAAUAA
Molecule: messenger RNA, 2488 nt
Organism: Cannabis sativa
Lineage: Eukaryota; Viridiplantae; Streptophyta; Magnoliopsida; Rosales; Cannabaceae
Product: xylogalacturonan beta-1,3-xylosyltransferase
Exons: 5
Coding region: 453-1814 (453 amino acids)
Molecular function (GO): glycosyltransferase activity
Source: RefSeq, a predicted model, not a curated record